AGACUGCAUUAUGCAACGAUUCUAUCUCCUGCUGAUAUUGUGGAUAUAUGCAGCGGAAUCUCUUCCCUGCGUACCUCGAGAUUUCGGAAAUGGAGGAACAGUGUGCGUCUGCAACGCGACUUACUGCGACAGUACACGAGAGCUCGAAAUACCGGAAAAAGGUUCGUUCGUCCGAUACACCUCGAGCAAAGACGGCUUGAGAUUGGAUCCAACGAAGGGUGCUUUCACCAACGAAUCAGCAACCGCUGACGUUACUCUUCACCUGGAUCUUCACACAACUUUUCAAAGUAUUCAUGGAUUUGGAGGUGCUUUUACCGACGCGGCGGGCAUCAACAUAAAGUCAUUGAGAAAUGCUACGGCGGAAUAUAUACUGAGGUCAUACUUCAGCGAGGAAGGAAGUAGAUACAACUUGGGUCGUGUUCCCAUCGCUGGGUCUGACUUCUCCACACGAGAAUAUACUUACGAUGACUACAAGGGUGACACGCAACUUCAGAACUUUUCCCUGACUGAGGAUGAUCUGAAGUACAAAAUUCCAAUGAUGCAAGAGGCUCUUAGAAUGAAUCCGGACCUAAAAUUUUUAGCAGCUUCAUGGACUGCUCCGCCUUGGAUGAAGACGAAUAAUGCUUACACGGGUUUCGGAUUUCUCCGUGAAGAGUACUACCAGGUGUACGCUGAAUAUAUUGUGAAAUUUAUGGAUCUGUACAAAGGCUAUGGGCUCGAUAUGUGGGCGAUGUCGACAGGUAAUGAACCGUCUAACGGCAUCAUACCAGUGACCGGUUUCAACAGCAUGGGGUGGACACCUAGUGGCAUGGGAAAAUGGGUUGCGAACAACCUCGGCCCUACGAUUAGUAGAUCCAAGCACAAAGAUACUGUCAUUUUGGCUUACGACGACCAGACGUUUGGCCUGCCCUGGUACGUCUCUGACAUGUUUAGCAACAAGGUGGCAAAAAAUUAUACAGCUGGUAUUGCCUUUCAUUGGUACUGGGACAAUAUUGUACCGUCUUGGGUAAUCGACCGAACCCGUUAUCAUUUUCCUGAAAAGUUCUUGAUCAUGACCGAGGCCUCAGUUGGAGAUAAACCAUGGCAAUUCAAAAAAGUCGACUUAGGAGCAUGGAGUCGAGGGGAAAUGUACAUUACGGACAUCAUGGAAAAUCUACAGCAUUGGGUGACUGGUUGGGUGGACUGGAAUCUAGCUCUCGAUCAGCAAGGUGGUCCCAAUUGGAAGAGGAACUUUGUGGAUGCUGCGAUUAUCGUAAACGCUAAGAAUGACGAGUUUUAUAAGCAGCCAAUGUUCUACGCUUUAGCCCACUUCAGCAAAUUCAUUCCACGAAAAUCUGUCAGAGUGAAGCUUAGUCAGGAAGGAUCAUCUAUAAAUUCUGUCGCCUUCAAGACUCCGCAAAAUAGGAUUGUUAUAGUUCUGUACAAUCCACUUACCAAAAAGCAGCAUGCAGUUAUCCGUGACCAAGAAAGAGGAAACAUCGACCUGCAGCUACCACCGAAAUCGAUUCACACCAUUGUGUAUAAGUGAUCGCACACGGUAAUCGCUUGAUCACUUCUAAACAAUUGCUUAGAUGUUACUCACUUGAUUUGGGG
Messenger RNA from Diprion similis, 1593 nucleotides. Its product is annotated as lysosomal acid glucosylceramidase-like. Gene Ontology annotation, biological process: glucosylceramide catabolic process. The coding region runs from base 11 to 1528 and encodes 505 amino acids. The transcript has 7 exons. The record is from RefSeq and is a predicted model, not a curated record. Gene Ontology annotation, molecular function: glucosylceramidase activity. NCBI's taxonomy places the organism in Eukaryota, Metazoa, Arthropoda, Insecta, Hymenoptera, Diprionidae.